UUCCUCCUCCGAGGCAGGGGAUAUCAUAUCUGUGACAUGUGUCUCUGACUUGCUAGAUCGUCCACGCCCUCAGCUCGGGGACGCCCCCGCCUAUGGGUGCCGACUGGUGGAUUCGCGACGCCGUUGUCGACCCGAUUGCCGCCAAAUGCCAGCACCUCGGCCUCCUGGCUUGCGAGCUGCGUGCCGAGGCAAAUCGUCUCAUGACCAGCGCCACUCGCACUCCAGAGAAUGCCAGGCUCGUGCAAGGCGUCAUGCGCCGAGCACAGAAGCUCGACGAGCAGGUCGCCGCUUGGAUACGCGAUGUGCCAGCGGCUUGGCGGUUCAGGACUCUGUGCUGGCAGUCGCACAGCCUCGCCGUCCCUGACGGCGGCAAAGAUUAUUCCAAGGCCGAGGUCUUCCCCGGCCGGGUGGAUGUGUACAACGACUUCUGGCUUGCUGCCGUCUGGAACCUGGCACGCACCACGAGGCUCAUCACCAUGUCCAUCGCCGUUCGGUGUGCAGCCUGGGUAUGCUCACCCAUGGACUAUCGCACAACGCCCGAGUACGCAACCGCGGCGAGGGUCUGUGGAGAGACCAUCUCGGACAUUCUGGCGUCGGUGCCGUAUCACCUGGGCUGGCAUAUCAAAAGGAAACAUCUCUUUGCAGACGACGGGUCCGCGGGUUUUGCGUGCGGCGACGAGUCCGGGAUGAAAGGGCUGGCCGCAUACUUCCUGACCUGGCCGCUUGCUUGCGUAAUUACUCAGGAUUUCGCGACAGAUGCUCGUGUGUUCUGCCCCGUUAUCCCCUCCCCCCCUUGACCCAGACAGACAACGGAAUCUGACGGUGGUUUUGCCAGAACGAGCCUACGUCAAGGGCAGGCUGGAGUACAUCGGAGACGAGGUGGGCGUAAAAUACGCCCAUAUCCUUGCCCAGGUUGGGAUCUCGUCCCCAAUCCUUUCGACUGGGACUGUGCUGACUGACGUUGCA
Molecule: messenger RNA, 966 nt
Organism: Thermothielavioides terrestris NRRL 8126
Lineage: Eukaryota; Fungi; Ascomycota; Sordariomycetes; Sordariales; Chaetomiaceae
Exons: 1
Coding region: 93-797 (234 amino acids)
Source: RefSeq, a predicted model, not a curated record